AGCUUUGCAGGACAGAACUUUGCGAUCUCGCAAAAUCCCGAUCUCCUUCCUUUGCCAGCCGUCUUCUUCUUCCAUUUCUCCACACCCAUUUUUCUCAGACACACCAUGUUCUCGCGGGCUGUCCGGUUAUCGCGGGCAGCGCCCGUCCGCGCUGCUCCGCGCCUUCAAACAGCUUCAAUUGCCGCCCGGAGGACCGUCACAACCAAUGCGGCGUCGGCGCAGGUCGACAAGAGCUCUAUCCCACAGUCCGACGAUGAGCCUUUCCAGGUCAGGCUCAGCGAUGAGAGCUUCGAGACCUACGAGCUCGACCCGCCACCGUACACGCUCGAGGUGACCAAGAAGCAGCUCAAGCAGAUGUACUACGACAUGGUCGUCGUCAGGCAAAUGGAGAUGGCUGCCGACAGGCUAUACAAGGAGAAGAAGAUCCGCGGUUUCUGCCACCUUUCUACCGGCCAGGAGGCCGUCGCCGUCGGCAUCGAGCACGCCAUCGAGAAGAGCGACGAUGUCAUCACGUCGUACCGGUGCCACGGCUUCGCCUACAUGCGUGGCGGCACCGUCCGCUCCAUCAUCGGCGAGCUGCUCGGCCGCCGCGAGGGUAUCGCGUACGGCAAGGGCGGCUCCAUGCACAUGUUCACCAAGGGCUUCUACGGCGGCAACGGUAUCGUCGGCGCCCAGGUGCCCGUUGGUGCCGGUCUGGCCUUUGCCCAUAAGUACACUGGCGGCAAGAAGGCUAGCAUCAUCCUCUACGGUGACGGUGCCAGCAACCAGGGCCAGGUCUUUGAGGCCUUCAACAUGGCUAAGCUCUGGAAGCUCCCCGCUCUCUUCGGCUGCGAAAACAACAAGUAUGGAAUGGGAACAUCUGCGGCUCGCUCGUCGGCCCUGACGGACUACUACAAGCGCGGACAGUACAUUCCCGGCCUGAAAGUCAACGGCAUGGACGUUCUCGCCGUGAAGGCUGCUGUCCAAUACGGCAAGCAGUGGGCUGUUGAGGACAACGGCCCCCUCGUCCUCGAGUAUGUCACGUACCGGUACGGCGGUCACUCCAUGUCCGACCCCGGCACCACGUACCGCACCCGUGAGGAGAUCCAGCGCAUGCGGUCGACCAACGACCCCAUUGCCGGUCUGAAGCAGCACAUUCUGGACUGGGGCGUCGCCCAGGAGGACGAGCUCAAGGGCCUUGACAAGGAGGCGCGCAAUCACGUCAACGAGGAGGUCGCGGCUGCCGAGGCCAUGGCGCCGCCCGAGCCGACGCCCAAGAUCCUGUUUGAGGAUAUCUACGUCCGUGGCACCGAGCCGCAGUUCAUCCGGGGUCGGACGCCGGACGAGAACUUCUACUUCAACUAAGAGAGCUUGUGUGCUAAACUGGGUCUUAAUGAAUGGGACAACCUCACUAAGGAGAACGCAUCCAGGCGGGGACUGCAAGGCUCCAAACGUCAGCGAGUUUCCUCUUGUAUAUUUAUCCUAAUUUGCGAUAGAGCCUGGGAACGUCCUGAAAUUAAGAUUCGGUAUAGGGGAAGCUCGGAGUCUACAGUCGACAUCUUCCCUACACUAUGACAUGAUUUAUCUGUUAAGAUCAUCAGCUCCUGCUGAACACAGGUUUCUCUUCUGAAUGAGUGAGCAGUCUGCGGUGAUGACUGAUACUAAGAGUAAUAUUUGGCGAUAUAAAGGUGAGAGAGGCAGUUGGAUCCUCUCGCGCUAAAUUAACG
This is a messenger RNA of Chaetomium strumarium, 1706 nucleotides long. RefSeq names its product dehydrogenase E1 component-domain-containing protein. Lineage: Eukaryota; Fungi; Ascomycota; Sordariomycetes; Sordariales; Chaetomiaceae. The transcript is spliced from 5 exons. Gene Ontology annotation, biological process: pyruvate decarboxylation to acetyl-CoA. Gene Ontology annotation, molecular function: pyruvate dehydrogenase (acetyl-transferring) activity. Gene Ontology annotation, cellular component: intracellular membrane-bounded organelle. Bases 106 to 1344 code for a protein of 412 amino acids. The record is from RefSeq and is a predicted model, not a curated record.